AUGCCGCCCUUCAAGCGCAUCGCCCUCCUCGGCGCAAACGGCAUCCUCGGCGCACCCCUCCUCGACCAUCUCGUCACCAACACCCAAUGCGAGAUCACUGUCCUCCAGCGCAAAUCCUCCAAAUCCACCCCCGCCCACACCGACAAUUCUCGCGUCAAAGUCCUCCCCAUCCCAGAUGACCUCACCGCCUCUGGCUCCCACAAGGCCCUCGUCUCCGCUCUCACCGGUCAGGACGUUGUCGUCAUCUCCAUCGCAGUCCGGGACGUAGCCACGCACACUGCUCUCGCCGCAGCAGCUGCUGAGGCGGGCGUUCAGCGCUUCUUCCCCGCCGACUGGGGCAGCGUCGACUCCAGUGCGGCGCGGAGCCAGGAGGUCGUGCCGUUGUUUGGGCGGAAAGUUGAGAUUCGGGCGCACCUCGUGGAGAUGACCAAGAAAUUUCCGGACUUCACAUGGACCAGUAUUGUCGGAGGCCAUUUCUUUGAUUGGGGGCUCAGGGAGGGCUUCAUGCAUGUGAAUUUCAAGGAUAGGGUGACGGACGUCUUUGAUGACGGGGAGGGCAGGAGCUCGCUUACGACGCUGAAGCAGUAUGCGACGGCUGUGGUGGCUGUGCUGGAGUUAGCUGGUAGGGAGGACUCUGGCAAGGACGAGACGGCGAAUCGGAUGCUAUUCGUCCAAAGCUUUUGCGUAAGUCAGAACGAGCUGGUGACUAGUCUGGAGAAGGCAACGGGGGCGAAUUGGGAGUUGAAGAGGUAUGACUUGCAGAAAUACAUCAAGGAUAAGAAGGUCGAGGCGGACGCUGGCGAUCACCAGGCAAAUGAGGACUUGGUAUUCGCGUUGGGCGUGGAGGAUGGGGACUGGAGGAAGAAGGAGGGCUAUGCAAUGGAGCUGCUGGGCUUAGGCGAGGAGGACCUCGAUGAGAUCGUCGCUAGUAUCGCUGCUGAGCUGAGAUGA
Cyphellophora attinorum is the source of this 951-nucleotide messenger RNA. RefSeq lists its product as uncharacterized. Lineage: Eukaryota; Fungi; Ascomycota; Eurotiomycetes; Chaetothyriales; Cyphellophoraceae. Gene Ontology annotation, molecular function: oxidoreductase activity. The transcript has a single exon. The record is from RefSeq and is a predicted model, not a curated record. The coding region runs from base 1 to 951 and encodes 316 amino acids.